Chelmon rostratus (copperband butterflyfish) is the source of this 3215-nucleotide messenger RNA. It is a transcript of the gene tead3a, whose product is annotated as TEA domain family member 3 a. The transcript has 13 exons. The annotation marks the transcript as partial. Gene Ontology annotation, molecular function: RNA polymerase II cis-regulatory region sequence-specific DNA binding; DNA-binding transcription factor activity, RNA polymerase II-specific. Gene Ontology annotation, cellular component: transcription regulator complex. Gene Ontology annotation, biological process: regulation of transcription by RNA polymerase II; hippo signaling; embryonic organ development. Lineage: Eukaryota; Metazoa; Chordata; Actinopteri; Chaetodontiformes; Chaetodontidae. The record is from RefSeq and is a predicted model, not a curated record.
AUACCUGGCAUUCCGCCUUUUUCUGUCAAACCCGCGUAUUUUUUCGCUGAGGAAAUACUCACGAUCCGGAGAGCAAAUCCGCGGUGGAAACUCAGGUGCCCGGAGAGGAGUGUGCGGCCGCAGCGGCGGGGCAGGGGAGCCUUUGUGAGGUGUGUUGUGGCCGGAGCCGUCAUCAUUGCGUCGGAGUGGAGUUGCCGUGGCAGCCCUGAUGGGGCGCAGGAGGAGGGUGGCGAUGGGGAAGGACUGGCAGAUGGGGCGGACCGUGCAUUGGACGGUGACCCUGAGGGCGUGUGGAGUCCAGACAUUGAGCAGAGCUUUCAGGAAGCUCUGGCCAUCUACCCUCCCUGUGGCAGAAGGAAGAUCAUACUUUCAGACGAGGGGAAGAUGUAUGGUCGAAACGAGCUGAUAGCUCGUUAUAUCAAGUUACGAACAGGCAAGACGCGCACACGCAAACAGGUGUCUAGCCACAUUCAGGUUCUGGCACGUAAGAGGGUACGAGAAUACCAGACAAGCAUCAAGGCCAUGAACUUGGACCAGGUAUCCAAAGACAAGGCACUGCAGACAGUAGCCAACCUCUCAUCAGCUCAGAUUGUGUCUGCUAGCGUAAUGAAACCCCAGACUCCGUUCCCCCCACCAGUCAGAUUUUGGCCCGGCCCUCUGCCAGGACAGCCUGGACAUUCUCAGGACAUCAAGCCCUUUGCACAGCCACCAUACACAACACUACCAGCCCCUGUCCCUGCACCUAUCAGUUAUGAGCCCCUGCCUCCCCCACGCCCUGCAGCUAUAGCAGCUCCUGUAUGGCAAGACAGAACCAUCGCCUCAGCAAAACUACGCCUGUUGGAGUUCUCUGCUUUUCUGGAGACCCAGAGAGAGAGAGAGACGUAUAAACACCUUUUCGUACACAUUGGCCCAUCAAACCCAGGCUACAGUGACCCCGUGUUGGAGUCCAUAGAUGUGAGGCAGAUUUACGACAAGUUCUCUGAGAAGAAAGGAGGCCUGAAGGAGCUAUAUGAAAAAGGGCCGCACAAUGCAUUCUUCCUCGUCAAGUUCUGGGCGGACCUGAGCAGUGACAUUGAGGAGGGUUCUGGCGUGUUCUAUGGAGUGAGCAGCCAGUACAGUGGAACAGAGAACAUCACCAUCAGUGUCUCGACAAAAGUCUGCUCCUUUGGCAAACAAGUGGUAGAGAAGGUUGAGACUGAAUAUGCACAUAUGGAAGGAGGAAAGUAUGUGUUCCGCAUCCAUCGUUCUCCCAUGUGUGAAUAUAUGAUCAACUUCAUCCACAAACUCAAACACCUGCCAGAGAAAUACAUGAUGAACAGUGUACUGGAGAACUUCACCAUCCUACAGGUGGUGUCCAACAGAGAAACUCAGGAGACUCUGCUGUGCAUCGCCUUUGUGUUUGAAGUGUCCACUAGUGAACACGGAGCUCAGUACCACGUCUACCGACUAGUUAACGACUAGCAGCAUGCUGUACGCGUGCAGAGACUCUCCACAGACUUUUUUGAUAUAUACAGUAUAAACACUAUUCCCAGCUCAGACACACAGACCCCCACUCCGCUACUCUAAACACACACUUGUUUUAACAGACCAACAGUCACACUGUAGUCACACCUGCUGUUUGUUCGACGUGUAUACUUCUCAUGACUUAAACCCUAAAGUGGAAUUCACUUUUAUAGAUUUUGACCAAAACGCGGUGCCAUUCUUGGCGUAAUUAUCACCAAGUUGUUGUGAUGUUAUCCAGUGUAAUUAUUCAGUCACAGAAAUGUCUCACCUGGUGAAAAUGAUGCACAUCUCAACGUCAAGCUCGGUUCUUCACAGGUAUUAGGCUUUUCUUUUUAACUAGGAAUUUGAUCAACUGGAAAGCAGGAUUUAAAUUCGUCCCCAAUAUGCAUCAUAUGAGUGAACGUCAUCAUUUGCAGGGAAUUUUCUGAUUUUAAGUCGUAGGUGUGACUGAUGUGAGACGAGUUUGAAUAUAGGUUGGCAAACAGAUCAUUUAAUCAGUGUUAAUGCAAUCUGCCACAGUAACUAUUUCUUCUACAGUUUGUAGUAUCUCUGUCAGGUAGGAACUGAAUGAGCCCAUAAUGGUGUCAUCUCUAUCACUGCUUAGUGUGGAAUCACUAUCUCCAGUUACUUAAAAAAAAAAACUCUAAGGAUCACAUGGACAAACGUAUGAGCGUGCCUCUUCACAGAACGUAAUGCACUACAUGUAAAGACGUAGAAGCCGUAUUUAUAUUUGAGAAACCGUGUGGAAGUGUAAAGAGAGCCAUCAUUUUAGGGUGCGUUUGCUGUUUAAAGGUCUCCAGUGGUACAGGGUGUGGAGGGAAAGAUCUUUCGAUCAAAUCUCAAGGAGGUUUUUAAGUUUGGCUCACUUGUCUUUGGAAACAAAAGUGGUUCACAACCAGUUUCAGAUUCAGUUCAUGCUUUGGUGUCAGCAGCAGUUUGAACGAAAGAAUCUCUACUGUUCACUGACAUAAUACUGUCUUGCUUAGACUGUGUGAGCUCGCUGCAGUAUUUCUACCUCCACGUGAGUUGGGAUAAGAAUGUGCUUUGGUUCAUAAUGCCUUAACCUGAGGAGCACUGAUGUAUAGGAUGUGUACACUACACUUGUAAUGGUACUGUUUAUAAGCCAAAACAAGGUGAAUAGACUUGUUUUUUGUAAAGAUGAACUAUCUUUUUUUGUAUUUCACCAGCACAGCUAGAAGUGUUACUGUACAUCAUGUAUGAUGGGUGUUUCGGUGUAUCUUUUUCGAUGUAUGCAAAAUGAUGUAUGGUACAGACCACACUAAGGUCACCCACAGUGCACUGGGGUAGAUUUUUGCCUGAUAACACUAGCGAAUUAUCCAGCUUACACUUACUUUUUUCUCUUUUGUUCUAUGUAAUGUUUUUGGUUUUUGGUAUGUGUGGCUACCAAUGUUUUUUUUUGUUUUUUUUAAUAGUAAACGUUAUUUGACUCUGUCACGCCCUCUCAUGGCAGGAUUGUCUUUAACCAUGUGGAAGGUGACAGUGAUAUUUCUUGAUCAUGAAAGUAAGAGCCGACUGGUUCAGUUUUAAAUAACCAUAUUCACUGUGUGGUGAGCCAGAAUUGUUAUUCAUUUAUUUCUCCUGUCUGUGUACUCUGGUUGGCUGUGCCUCAUCACUCCUUUGGUCAAAUAUGCUCAGUGAAUUACAUCGGUGCCUUUAUGCUGUACCAAUAAAAUCGCACGGUGUUUGCAGAA